AUGGAUGUCCCCGUCAACAGCAGAGACUUCCACUGUCUGCAGCUGGCCUGUGUGGCCCUUGGCCUUGUGGCUGGCAGCAUCAUCAUCGGCGUUUCUGUGUCCAAAGCUGCAGCUGCUGUGGGUGGUGUCUUCCUUGGUGCUGCUGGGCUCGGUCUCCUCAUCUUCGCCUACCCUUUCCUGAAAGCUCGGUUCAACCUGGACCACAUCCUGCCUUCUAUCGACUCAACCACAGGGUCUCAUUCCACAGGAGGAGGCCUGAGAAUCCACCCUAACCCAGGGCCAGACCAUGGGGAGGGCAGAUCCAACAGCAACAGCAACAAGGAAGGUGGCCGGAGCAGCCUGUCCACUGUGAGCAAGGCCUUGGAGAAGUUGAAGCCAGGAGCCCGGGCCACCGAGGAAGGCUGA
Molecule: messenger RNA, 405 nt
Organism: Octodon degus (degu)
Lineage: Eukaryota; Metazoa; Chordata; Mammalia; Rodentia; Octodontidae
Gene: Kncn
Product: kinocilin
Exons: 5
Coding region: 1-405 (134 amino acids)
Cellular component (GO): ciliary basal body; neuronal cell body; kinocilium
Source: RefSeq, a predicted model, not a curated record